CUUUGCUCUGAAGAGGCAUGGCAGCUUGGUUGUUUUUUAUCUGGAUUUGACACUGUCCACUGUUGUUGUUUAAAGUUUUUUACUUUCUUGGGCUUAUUUAAAUGUCUUUGUUUAUCGAGUUUAUAGAGUGUCCAUUUGAGCAAUUUAUCGAUUAAUGAGGCUAUAUGUCAGCCAACGUUAGCCAUAUUUCACAAAUCUAUGUCACCGGUUAGCUAACUGUUCCGUUUUGCGUUUUCAUGAGAAACGUCACAAUCUUCAGUAAACUUUGGCAUUGUGUGUCACAUUUUUGGAAGCUUCUGAACUUUGUCACAAUGCGUCGACUUUUGUCAAAACUGAUAAAUCGAGCAAUGCUGACAGGGGCAUUUACUCCAGCGAUGGGCAGCGAGGCAGAAAUGCACACUAAUGUUCGACGAAGAUUGGUUGUGGGUCUGGGCAACCCGGGCAUGGACGGCACGCGGCACAGCGUGGGCAUGGCUGUGAUCGCCGCCCUCGCCGACCGUCUCGGGGUCGCUGAUCGGUGGCGAGCUGAGAAGCACGUGUCCGGUGAGGUCAUCGUGUUGGAGCGUCAGGACACACAGAUCGUGUUGCUGCGGCCUCGCCUGCUCAUGAACAUCAACGGGGUCUCGGUGGCCAAGGCAGCGGGGAAAUACAGCAUCCAUGCAGAGCACAUCCUUCUGGUCCACGAUGAGCUGGACAAGCCCUUGGGGAAGCUGGCCAUGAAACUGGGGGGCAGUGCCAGGGGUCACAAUGGCGUCCGCUCCUGCGUUGACUGUCUACAGACAGACGUGAUGCCCAGACUAAGGGUGGGCAUUGGGAGACCGUCGGGUAAAACGUCGGUGGAUCGCCAUGUUCUCGGCCGCUUCUCCCAGGAGGAACAGAAGGUUCUGAUGGUGGUUCUAGACCAAAGCGUGGACCUUCUCCUUCGCCAGCUCACCGAGCAGGAGGUGCAGUCCCCUGCGUCGCCACCAGGGGGCAGACGGACAUCAAAAGCCAGCAAAGCGGGGGAACUGUCCACCUCGCCAGCCCAGGACUCUACCGGUGCACAGACCUGAGGCUGCAGUGCUGCUGCUAGAACUUUUAACUGACUGAAACAAAACGUCCUCAAAACAAAAAAAACUUGAAUAUGUGCAGAUGGCUUUAUUUAUUAGGAUUGUAUUUAUUUCCUGGACCAGGGUGCUUGCAAGGUGAAUCCCUGAAGUUUGCAUUCAGAAACGAUGUUGAGGAACUGAAGAUGGAGGUGGACGAGAAAUCGAUUUCUUGGUUGUUUGACCUUUGUUGGUCAGUAAUCCACCCCGCAUAAUAAUCUCAAAAACCUGAACAGGUGACCACAAUCCAGAUAAAAUGACUUGACAGUUGAACCAAAUAAAACAUAUAAACUAAGAGAUAUUGAACAAAUUGUA
Messenger RNA from Hypomesus transpacificus, 1400 nucleotides. It is a transcript of the gene ptrh1, whose product is annotated as peptidyl-tRNA hydrolase 1 homolog. Lineage: Eukaryota; Metazoa; Chordata; Actinopteri; Osmeriformes; Osmeridae. Bases 237 to 1052 code for a protein of 271 amino acids. Gene Ontology annotation, molecular function: peptidyl-tRNA hydrolase activity. The record is from RefSeq and is a predicted model, not a curated record. The transcript is spliced from 5 exons.